Molecule: messenger RNA, 2130 nt
Organism: Coffea arabica (coffee)
Lineage: Eukaryota; Viridiplantae; Streptophyta; Magnoliopsida; Gentianales; Rubiaceae
Source: RefSeq, a predicted model, not a curated record
AUGCCCAGUUCUUCUCGCACAGGUGAAUUGAUAUACGAACCUGAGGUUGAGAAGGCAGCACGUAGGCGAAGGCAAGAGACCAAGAGACGAAAAGAAGGGCACUUAUCUUCUGCAAACGAGUCAGUAGAAGAUGAAUUUAGCAUGGCCAACACCCAGACAUUAAGGGAGCUGGCUACCCCGAAGCUGACUCAUCAGCCCUUGUGCAUCACUUUCCCAACUCUGUCUGAGAAUACCUCCUUCGAGCUGAAAUCGGGAUUGAUUCAGCUCUUACCUUCGUUUUAUGGUCUUUUUGGUGAAGAACCUCACAAACACGUCAAGGAGUUCGAAGUGGUUUGCUCUAGCAUGAAACCUCCUGGGGUCACUGAGGAGCAAAUAAGACUUAGAGCUUUCUCCUUCUCUCUCAAGGAUGCAGCGAAGGAUUGGCUAUACUACCUACCUGCAGGUAGUAUCACCACGUGGGCACAAUUGAAAAAGAAAUUCCUAGAAAAGUUUUUCCCCGCAUCCCGGGUUGCGAGUUUGAGGAAGGAGAUAUGCAGCAUCAAGCAGUACUCCGGGGAGUCCUUGAGUAUUAUUGACGUUGCGAGCGGAGGAGCCCUGGCGAAUAAGACAGCGAAGGAAGCAUGGGACCUGAUCGAAGCCAUGGCAGAGAACUCCCAACAAUUUGUCUUCCGUGAGAGCAACCCUACCCGUAGAGUCAACGAGGUAGAGACUUCAUCCAUACAGCAGCAACUGUCAGAGUUGACGUCUGCUUUCAGGCAAUUAACCAUGAGAGACACGCCGCGAGCUAGAGUUUGUGGCAUCUGCACUAGCAUGGACCACUGCACGGACACGUGCCCCCUUUUGCAAGAGGACGGGGCAGAACAGGUAAACAUGGCCGGAGGCGUGCCCGCACCCCGCAGGCAGUAUGACCCGUAUUCCAACACAUACAACCCCGAUUGGAGAGACCAUCCUAAUUUCAGUUAUGGGAACCGACCGCAAAAUUCACUCUCAAAUCGUCCACCAGGGUUUCAGCAACCAUGGCAACCGAAACCGCAACCUUCAUCCUCCAACGCAGGAAGUUCCUUGGAAGAUAUUGUCAAGAGUCUGGCUACGACUACCGCCCAGAUCCAGCAAGAGACUAGACAGCUCCAGCAGGAGACCAGGUCAUUGACCACGAAUAUGGCUCAACUCCAGCAAGAAACUAGAGUUUUAACCAUGAGCACCACUCAGUUCCAGCAGGACACCAGAGCAGGCAUGAAAGAUAUGGAUGCUCGAAUAAGCCAAUUGGCAACUGCCAUCAAUCCCCUGGAGUCCCACGCUCAUGGAAAAUUGCCAUCUCAACCUGAGAAAAAUCCUAGAAAUGUAAGUGCCAUGACGCUGAGGAGUGGUAAGGAACUGGAAGGGCCUAAAGUGGAAAAUUCAAAAAGCAAAAGUGAGGAGGAGAAAGAAAAGGAAAUCGAAGAGGAAGGACACAUUCGCGAAGACCCUAAGGUACCCAAAUACGCAAAGUUCUUGAAAGACUUGUGCGUUAACAAAAGAAAGCUAAGGGGUGAUGAAAGAGUGAUGGUAGGAGAGAAUGUAUCAGCUGUACUUCAAAGGAAACUUCCACCCAAAUGCGGGGAUCCAGGACCAUUAAAAGAAACGGAGAUAAUAAUUCAAUUGGCUGAUCGUACAUGUGCUUACCCGGAUGGGAUAAUUGAGGAUGUUUUAGUGCAAGUAGAUGGAUUAAUUUUUCCUGCUGAUUUUUAUGUGCUUUACAUGGAUGAUAGAAGUGCCCCAAAUCCAUCACCCAUUAUAUUAGGAAGACCAUUUUUGAGUACUGCCCAGACUAAAAUUGAUAUUAGUAAGGGUACUCUCACGAUGAAAUUUGAUGGAGAAAUAGUCCACUUUAAUAUCUUUGAUACAAAGAAACAUCCUGUUAACUUUCAGUCUGUAUAUGCUAUUUAUGCCACUAAUCCCUCUGUACAAGAAUUUUCUAAGUUUGCUGGUAGGGGUAAAUUCAAGGUUGCUGCGAACAAGUCCUAUAGGAUGAAAGCAGUUUAUGAGGUGAAAAUGGAGAGAAAAUUUAGGAAAAAGGGUGCACUCAAUGGCCACGUGGAUCCCGGAGGAAGGCCACCAAUUACAAGGAAAAUUCAAUUACAUCCAGACUAA